This is a messenger RNA of Oreochromis niloticus (Nile tilapia), 4115 nucleotides long. It is a transcript of the gene cds2, whose product is annotated as CDP-diacylglycerol synthase (phosphatidate cytidylyltransferase) 2. The record is from RefSeq and is a predicted model, not a curated record. Lineage: Eukaryota; Metazoa; Chordata; Actinopteri; Cichliformes; Cichlidae. Bases 148 to 1512 code for a protein of 454 amino acids. The transcript has 13 exons. Gene Ontology annotation, molecular function: phosphatidate cytidylyltransferase activity. Gene Ontology annotation, cellular component: endoplasmic reticulum membrane.
AAUGAUCGUGAAUUGGGUGGAAAGUGUUGUUGACAGAAAUCUAGCUAGGAGCUUAGCAGAGGAGGUGUCAGUCUCCCAAAAAAAAAAGAGGUUGUUUGUGGGAGCCGCAGGACCUUCGCUGUUGUCGUCAGGUCACGACCCGCUAAGAUGGCAGAGCUAAGGCACCGUGGACCCAAAGACACCGACCCUACGGUUCAGCAGCAGCCGUCAGAAGACAAGGGCUCGGACAAUGAACUUAAGGCAGAAAAAGAUGGGGUGUCAGACAGUGAGUCCAAAGUGGACUCGGGCGUCCCAGAGGUGCCGGUCCCUGCUGACGACACCCCUGAGGUUUUAAAUAAGGCACUGUCUGGACUCUCUUCAAGAUGGAAGAACUGGUGGGUACGAGGCAUCUUAACACUAGCCAUGAUCUCCUUCUUCUUCUUCAUCAUCUACUUGGGCCCCAUGGUGCUUAUGAUGAUUGUCCUCUGUGUCCAGAUAAAAUGCUUCCAGGAAAUCAUCACCAUUGGUUACAGUGUGUACCACUCCUACGACCUGCCGUGGUUCAGGACACUGAGCUGGUACUUCCUGCUGUGUGUGAACUACUUCUUUUAUGGUGAAACCGUGACUGAUUAUUUCUUCACACUGGUUCAGAGGGAGGAGCCCCUUCGCAUCCUCAGCAAAUACCACCGCUUCAUCUCCUUCGCGCUCUACCUGACAGGUUUCUGUAUGUUUGUGCUGAGUUUGGUGAAGAAACAUUACCGCCUUCAGUUUUACAUGUUUGGUUGGACCCAUGUGACUCUCCUGAUCGUUGUGACCCAGUCUCACCUCAUCAUUCACAACCUGUUUGAGGGAAUGAUCUGGUUCAUUGUGCCCAUUUCUUGUGUGAUCUGUAAUGACAUCAUGGCCUACAUGUUUGGUUUCUUCUUUGGGCGAACCCCUCUUAUCAAGCUGUCGCCUAAGAAGACUUGGGAGGGCUUCAUCGGUGGAUUCUUCUCCACCAUUGUUUUUGGAAUCAUGCUCUCCUACGUCAUGGCUGGCUGUCGCUACUUUGUGUGUCCGGUGGAGUUCAACAACGACUCCAACAGCUUCCAGGUGGAUUGUGAGCCAUCAGAGCUGUUUCAGCUCCAGGACUACGCCCUGCCCAGUAUGCUGGAGUCUGUCACUGGUUGGACCACAGUGUGCCUGUAUCCAUUCCAGAUCCACAGCAUUGCCCUCUCCUCCUUUGCCUCCAUCGUGGGACCCUUCGGUGGCUUCUUUGCUAGCGGCUUCAAGAGAGCUUUCAAAAUCAAGGAUUUUGCAAACACCAUCCCAGGUCAUGGAGGCAUUAUGGACAGAUUUGACUGCCAGUACCUCAUGGCCACAUUUGUUAAUGUCUACAUUGCUAGCUUCAUUAGGGGCCCUAACCCCACCAAGGUGAUCCAGCAGCUCUUGGCCCUCCGUCCCGAUCAGCAGCUCUAUAUCUUCAAUUCCCUGAAGGCUCACCUGACCGAGAAAGGCCUGCUGCCAGCGCUGGAGGAGGCCGCUGCAGCUUAGAGCCUCCAACAAACACAGCUAGCUCGCCCUAAGAGGAGGGGAGAGACGGGAGAGGAGGUUAGCGGCACCCAGGGAGCCCCGCGCACCCCUGGAGCUCUGGGAAGACUCAGUGCUUUUGCGUGAGCGAGAACACAUCCAAGAAAAACAAACCGAAAACCACAAAAUCGACAGCCUUGGGUCAUUCCAUUUCAUGUGGGAGUCAUGCUUGUCUGUGUUCCUACAGUCUGUGAAUCAUGUUUCUGACACCAGUGUUUUCAGGUUGAGUUUGUGAAUUACUGUACUUUUACACAUUUCCAUUACCGUCAACCUCUAUCUAUUUACACUGUUAAACAAAAUGUUGGUUUGCUGUACAUUUCUACCUGUACACACAAUAUCCUCUAUAUAUACCUUAUUAUUAAUGUGUGUCGAUAUUUUAUUGUUCUUUUUUAUUAUUUCAAUGCACUGCUCUCAGCGCUGUUACUCACUGUAUUCUUACUUCUACUGCACCCUCCCUCUAAUUUAAGGGUAAUUUUCUUUAUUGUGAGUUUUUCUAUUUAUAAAUAGAUGUUUUUAUAUUUGGUAUGGUUCUAUUAUAUCUUAAUGUUGUCUUUUUUUCUUUCUUUUUAAAAAAAAUUCAGGCUAAAUUCACCAUUGCCAUCUGCCAUGUACAUUUUUUUUUUUUUUUUUUUUCUGCCAUUCAUCAAAGCCUCUCAUGCUUGGCCAAAUCUUUAAGACGUUAUUGUGCCGAAAUCAAAGGUGAAUGACUAAAUUAGACUUGAAGGGGACCUCUAAUGCUUUGUUCCAGCUCUCCACUUUUGUUCUUGGAUGGUACCAGAGGAGCUUUGCGUGAUUCACAAUUCCUUAUUUGUCCUACCCCGGGCCUUGGUGCAGCUCCUCAGUUCAUCCUCGGAAACGAGUUGUUUCAGCUUCCUUCCCUUUUAAACUUUCUUCUGAUUGGCCGCCGCGCAUAAACAGACUUGAUAUCACACAGAGCCAAGAAUAGGGGGGGAAAAUAAGCUUUCUAAAGCCAGACAGCUCCCAGAGAUUGCACAUGCACCGACCUCAUGUUUGAAAGGUUAGCCAUGGUUGUUAAUAUGAGCGUCCACCAUUUUGUGUGUGUGUGUGUGUGUGUGUGUGUGUGUGUGUGUGUGUGUUAACAAAUAAAGGAAAGCAGCACAGGUCCACCUUAGGUCCAUCAAGUCUUUGAGUUCAGCUAUUGGUGGUUUUGUGUUUAGGGAGCAUAAAAGCUGUGCUAUCUUCUUGUUGCUGUUCAGCAGAAAUGAUGUCACAAAUAGAGCUGGCUGUGUUCGUUUUACAUAUUUAUUUUUUAAUUUUUGCGGCCCGUUGCUUGUUGACUGUAAGGCACAGAGGGAUUGUUGCAUUAUGGCUACUUCCUCUGACAGCUGGAAUGUGUAACAGUGCCACAGUUGGGGUUUCUACACUGCCAUCAGCUGCUUGUGCGUGCUUUGAUGUCACUGUUUUUCACCGCUUGAGCGCAGCACAAACGGCACAUCGAUACUGACUGAUCAACUUGAUUUAUUUGUGGCCUGUUGCCGUCUCAUUGGGUGAAACUUUGGCCAAUACAAUCCGUUAUUGUGUACGUAUUGCAGUUCAUUCCCUGGGGUUUUCCAGUGGCAGCUUUCAUUGUUUUUGCCACUUUCAAAUGUGUGUUUGUGUGUAUUGGAUUUAACGAUAAAAUAUAAAAGCUGGGACUUCAUCAAAGUUGGCUUCUUUUCUGAUUUCACACACAAUCUGGGGAUGUUGACUUGCCACCACAUCAUUGUUUUUAUUAAACCUGCCAGACAUUGACUCGUGCUCUUGAUCAUUUCAUAAUCUCCAGACAGAUUUUGGCGGAAUAAAGUGGGCCUUUGAGUCAGGGAUCCGCUGCUAAGAUGCAUUGUGGGAAUUGUCUGGCUGUUUUGCCCUCAGCUUUUCCACUUUUUCUUCCACUGUGCUGAGUUAUUAAAGUUCACAGACAGAUGGAAAGUUAAUCCACUCAGAUUACAGGUGGUUGUUCAGGUGAGAGGCCUUGAAGACAAAAGAUUUGGAUGGUGUUUGUACACAUUCAUUGUUUUGUUUCAUGUCUGUACUCAUAGGACAAAACAGCAAUAUGAACAUUCAUGCAGUAGUCAGUGUAGCAGGGAUAUGAUCAUGGACAGUAAGAAACACAUACUAUUUAUAUUAUUUAUAUAUAAAUAUUUAUUUAUGUUGUCUGUGUGACAGCACGUCUCUAUGCUAGCCAUAGAAAUCAGCUGAUACAGUAAACGACUGCUUUAUUUCACCUUAAAUUUCCUCUGAUCUGAUACUUCAAAAAAAGAAAAAAGUUACAUUUUUAAGCAAAGCACUUUUUUGCUCCCCAGAUUUAGAUUGUGGCAAUCAAUUUAUAGAAAGGUGACCUUUUUCCCCCCAUAGGAGCCAUUGUGUAAACCCAGGCAUGGCUUCAUGUGUUGUGUCAUUCCAUUCAUGAUUUCCAUGCCACAUCCAGCCACUCUCCGUCUCUCUGAAGAUGUUUUAUUUAAGCAAACCUUUUUGAAAGUUACUAUAUUAUACAUUUAUUAAGAGGCUGUUUAGGAAGACUAUUUUGAGUGUUCUUUAGUAUUUUUCUUAGAGGAAUAUUGAAAGUA